AUGCAUUCCAGUUUCCACUACAAUACAAUCAACAUGUAUUUUCUUUCUCAUCUCUUACCACUAUUAGUUGCUUGGUUUUUAGCCCUUUUUGUUGCUCGCAAAUACAAAAGUAGAAACAUAACAAGUGCAGCAAUUGGUGCACCUAAAGCUCCAGGUGCAUGGCCUUUUAUAGGUCACCUUCAUCUUCUUAACGGCCAUCUUCCCGUUUGUCGAACCCUAGGACUCAUGGCUGAUAAAUAUGGACCUAUUUUUCAAUUACAACUUGGUGACCAUCCAGCUAUUGUGGUCAGUAAUUGGGAAAUGGUUAAAGAUUGCUUCACAGCUAACAAUGACAAAAUAUUUGCUAGUAGACCAAAUAUGGCAGUAAGCAAGUAUUUAGGGUAUAAUGGAGCCGUUUUCGCUAUGGCCCCUUACGGACCAUACUGGCGUGAUAUACGUAAAAUGGUAACUCUUGAACUCUUAACUAACAGUCGCCUUGAGAAUCUAAAACAUGUCCGUACAUCAGAAGUGAGUUGUUGUAUUAAAGAAUUGUACUCAAAUUGUCCAGGACAAGUGAAUUUAAGUAGUUGGUUUGAGAACAUAACCUGUAAUAUAAUCAUUAGAAUGCUUGCUGGGAAGCGAUUUACUGGAUGCGCGGAGGAGAUGAAUUUCAAAGAAUCUAUAAAGAAAGCGUUGUACCUAGGUGGAGCUUUUGUUUUUUCAGAUGCAAUUCCAUGGCUUGAAUGGAUGGAUAUUGGUGGGCAUAUUAAAGCAAUGAAAGAGACUUAUAAAGAAGUUGAUAGUAUGUUUGAUAGCUGGUUAAAACAACAUAUCAAUUCUAUUAGAGAUGGAGAACAAUCUGAUUUUAUUGAUAUCAUGCUUUCCACCCUUCCAGAGGAAACCAAUAUGGAGUCUGCUGCAUACAAUCGUGAUGCCAUUAUCAAGGCAACAACUUUGAUACUUAUCAUGACAGCAUCAGAGAGCACUGCAGAGACAUUAAUAUGGGCAUUAUCUUUGCUAAUGAAUAACAUUGACUCAUUGAAACUAGCCCAGAAUGAGCUAGAUGAGCAAAUAGGAAGAAAUAAAUGGGUUGAAGAGUCAGACAUCAAAAAGCUUCCCUAUUUGCAAGCUAUAGUAAAAGAAACCUUACGUCUCUACCCACCUGGUCCUUUGGCAGGGCCUCGAGAGGCCAUCGAAGAUUGUUACAUCGGUAAGUAUCAUAUUAAAAAAGGCACUCGCUUGAUUGUUAAUCUAUGGAAGCUUCAACGAGACUCGAGAAUCUGGGAAGAUCCGAAUGAGUUUAAACCAGAGAGGUGGUUUUUGAACCAACAUACAAAUAUUAAUUUUAGAGGACAACAUUUUGAGUAUAUUCCUUUUAGCUCUGGAAGAAGAAUGUGCCCUGGUUUGACGUUUGCAACCCAAGUAGUGCAUCUUACGCUAGCAAAAUUACUUCAUGGAUUCAAUAUUUCAAUGCCAAAGGACGAACCAGUAGAUCUAACUGAGGGCUUAGGCAUUGCCUUGCCUAAAGUCAAGCCUCUUCAACCACUUCUUUCUCCCAGAUUGGCUGUGGAACUCUACCAAACUCUUUGAACAAAAAAAAUUAACUAAAAAUAUGCA
Messenger RNA from Solanum verrucosum, 1596 nucleotides. Its product is annotated as xanthotoxin 5-hydroxylase CYP82C4-like. Lineage: Eukaryota; Viridiplantae; Streptophyta; Magnoliopsida; Solanales; Solanaceae. The record is from RefSeq and is a predicted model, not a curated record. Gene Ontology annotation, molecular function: iron ion binding; oxidoreductase activity, acting on paired donors, with incorporation or reduction of molecular oxygen; monooxygenase activity. The coding region runs from base 1 to 1569 and encodes 522 amino acids. Gene Ontology annotation, biological process: defense response to other organism. The transcript is spliced from 3 exons.